CUUGAGGAAGGAGCUCACUACCCACACCGUUCUCUCUGGAGCAACGACCUGGAGACAGAAAUUUUCACUCAAGGAGACAAGUCUACAUACAGUGAAGCUUUUUCCAACUUUCAGUUGGCUUGUCUACAGGGAGAUUUUUCAGUUCAGCACCAGCUUGAUUUCUCAGUGACCUUGCUGCCCAGGCAUGUGCAGUCUUCCACAAGAGGGUCAAACCAUCUGUUACUCGUGGGAAACCAAGGGCUUUGGCAAUAGCCUGUAAUGUUUUGGAAGCAACAGGGUCCUACCUGGCCAACAACUCACUGGAAGCAAUGGCCACAGCAAAUGACACCUACAAUGAGCCAAAGCCUAGAGACGAAAGGAAGCAAGAUCUCCAAAAGCUACUGGAUGAAGUGGGAUUAAGUAUUGAAUACUGGAUACCUAAAUUUCAGGAACAGGUGGGUGUAACCUCUGCCCAGGCCUUACAGUUCUUAGAAGAAAAAGACCUCCAGAAGCUCAGGUCCCAGGCACAACACCCAUGGGAGAAAAGGGCCCUCGAGAAGCUGCUUGACCUCUCACAGUCAAAGCGCCCUCCAGAGUCCCAGGAGUCUCCAGCAGAGACUGGGAAGAAAAGGCAGAAGCAGGCAGAAGAGGCCCUGCGGGAGCUGAGGGAGCUGCAGUCCGAAGGGAAGCAGAGGCAGGAAGAGGCAGUGAGGAGGAAGGAAGCAGAGCUGAGGCAGGCGAUGGACAUCCCUGAGCAGUACUGGCCAAAGCCUGGAGUGGAUCUGAAAGAAGUCACCGAAAACAUGCAGAGACAUCUCAAUCACAUGGAGCAUGCACUGACGCUCAGGCAAAACCUCCCAGAUAGGGAUCUGAUUAGAUGGGCAUCUGGAGGCCUGGCCCUGCAGGGAAUUUACAAGACCAGCCACCAAAAAGACCUGACAGAGAAGCGAGAAGAGCUACUCAGUGUCCCCAAAGAAUUCUCACUCAUGGGACCUGAGCACGGCACAAGGAUGGAAAUGAUAGAAUUCACCUCUUCUCAAGCAGAAGCCCAGUUCACCCAGACUAUAGAGAAGAUGGGCUUUGGGGUCAUAAUGUCAGCCAAGGGUAGAGGGUGGGGAUUCAGUUUAGAAGGGGGAAUGGAUCAAAGCAAGAAUUCAGAAUCCAAGAUUUCCAGUCAAACCCACUCAGAACACUCAUAUUUCUGUUCAUGCAAGUUCAGUUAUGUCCCCCUUGCAACCUGCCACUUUCCCAUGGAUCACAUCGAGCUCUCCAAAGCUGCUCUCCAGGAACUAAAAAGUAUUGAAGAACUCCUGGAUCACACUUCUGGUCAAAAUAUAUAUGACUCAUUGACACAUAAACUAGAAAAGUUUUUUAUGAGAUUUGGCUCUCAUGUAAACAAAGGUCCUCUUCACCUAGGAGGGAUCUACUACUGGAAGGCCAUUGCACAGGGUUUCAAAAGUGAGCAGCUGGCUGGUGUGAGGCAGCAGGCAGCACAGGCCCUGGAUAUUUACAUCAGGGGCAGCUACAGUGGCUUUGGAGUGAAAGCGGCUGCAGGUAUGACUAUGACAGACUCAUGUAUGAAAGCAACUGCUCAGAACACAGCUUUUCAAAACCUCCAAACCCAAGUUCAAUUAUCUGUGGCCCAAACAGGUGGCCCACCAGAAGCAGAUGGAAUUGUCCAGUGGAAAGCUGGCCUGGUGGCCAGCAAUCAAACCUGGUCUGUCAUUGACCGGGGAGUUCAACUCGUGCCCAUUUGGGACAUCAUCCUAUCCAGACACAAAAGUGACUUUCAAGACCCCCUGAGGGUGGCUACCUGUCUGAAAGACAACUACACUGCUCUGACGGGCCUCCCUGCACAAAUCUUAGAUGGAGAGGAAUUACUGAGUGCUAGAAAGGAAGCCAGGCUUUUCCUAGAGGAAGUGAAAUCCUGGGAAGUUUCUGAUCCUGAAAACCAGCUUAAGAAACUGAUACAUUUCAUGCAAAUGUUGAGUCAAAAACUAAAAAGUUAUGACAUUUGGACCAAUACAUGUCUCACAGAUUUAGGUCUGCAGAAAUUUAUAAUCCACACUGUCGACUUUUGCAAAAAUUCAUCCACCCAGAGCACAGAGUUUAUCAAAUCUCAGUUACGCAGCCUUCUAGACCCUCAUGUGCACAAAGUGACAACCUUUCCUCAGGCUCACUCCAUCAUGCAGUGGAUCCACCAGUCAGAGGCAGAGGAAGAACAAGUCAGUAUCACACAAUUUUCUGACUUCAUUAAGGCCUUGAAAGAAACCCAAAACAGCCUCAUGGAAGUGAACCUCAAAUCGGAGUCCCCAGAGGCAGUGGAAGAAGCUCAAAGAAAGGCCACACAUGAGGUGACCACAGCUCUCAGCUGCUUCUUGAGCCAUCUCAGAGAAACAGAGCAGCCAGACAUGCAGCUCCUGCUUCUCUCCAUUGCAGCUGGGACAGGAUACCAGCUGGACAACAAGAUCUUUCAGCAUCUCCUGGGCUGUGAGGAGUUAAACUUCCUAUUGGAUGAGAUGCAAAAUGUUCACCAUAAAUAUGAGGAACUCAAAAGUCUUUGCAGCUCCAGGGCACAGGCAUUCCUGGUGCUCACAGCUCUGACAACCACAGUCAGAGUCACAGCCGUUUCUCCAGAAGAGAAAACACAGCGUUUGGCAUUAAUGAAAGAACAUAUGGGAGAAUGGCUUUCUGGUGAAGUUUUGUAUGUUGUCACAAAAUUCAGAGCAGAUGAGGAUUUGGAAACCCUAGAAAAAAAACUGAAAAUGCUCAUUGAGGAGAAAUAUGAAUACACCACCUCUUCUGUGCAAAUAGAUGAGGUAAAAAAACAAUUUCAAAGUCUCCGUCACAAAAAUAUUGAGCCUUCCAAACAGAGGAAAAACAAAAAGAAUGAGCAGAAAAUGAUGGAAAGUGGACCUUUCCUGGAGUUGCUCCAGCGUUUGGGUCUAGAACAUUACUAUCCAAAAAGGAUGAGCAGAGCUGACUUCCAUCUGAUCUACAAGAAUUCUGUGUUCAAUACUCAGCCCACAUCUGAACAGGAGCUGCCCUUCUAUUUCCUACAAAAGCUACUGAUGCUGGAUUAUGGGCUAAGAUAUCUGGUCUUCAAAGACAUUACAGUCACAGAAAACCAGAUCCAUACAAGUUCCUCCAAUCAGAAAAAUGAUGUCUUUUAUCUAUAUGAAGAUCUGUUUGAAGACAUUGAUAAGGUCACUAAUCCUUCUAGCCCCACGUCCCAGCCCCACAUCCACCCAAUGGAUAUUCAGAUGGCCAUUUUUCACUGUGCAGAUAAUUUUGCCAGACAAUAUGUCGUGGGUAAACUUUCUAUUUGUCAAUAUGCCCUCCCUCUUCUGGUGCCAACUCCCGGAACUGCUCACAUUGAAUUCUCACUGUGGUCUCUCAGACAAAUUCGGAGAAGCUGGCAAGAAGCAAGUAAACCACAACACAAAAAAAGCAGUCACAACAACCAGCACAUGUGCCUUGUCCCCACCCCCAUCGUGUCCUUCAUUAGAGUUGGACAUGGCCUCUCUGCUUCCAAGUCUCAGAUCAUGAACGCUCUUCUCAGUAAGCGAAAACAUGAUGUGUUUUUUCACAGACACUGCAGGGGAAGCAGCAAGGACUGUCUCUUAAUGGGUGGAGUGGUGGAACUCUGCUGGUUCUGUCCUGGUGGGGAGGAUGACGACAGAUUUGAGCAGUGUGUGACCUUCACCAACCUUCACGGAGAUGCAAAGGAACAUAAGCAGCAGCUCACCUUCCUGCAGGAGGUCUCUUCUGUCAUCGUGAUCCUCAUGUCAGCCUCUGAUGACAACAAAGACAACCAAAAAAUUGUCCGUGACCUGUGGCAAGAUUCCAGACUUGUGAUCUGCUUGCUUGAUGACAAAGAAAAGACCAUGGAUAAAAAUCUAGGAAGAAGGGCGAGAAUUGGUAUUAGGAAUAGAAACGAGGCAGAAUUAGCAGAGGAGCUCACAUCUACAAUCAAACAUAUGCUACAGCAAACUGACACUGCUCUCAGCUUAGAGGAGUGUUCCCUGAUUGCUCACAAACAUGGAUUCCUUAUUGAUGAAGACCAGAGUGACUGUCAGGAAGCCAAGGCAAAGGCCCAGACCAUAAUGGCCCUCCUAACAGAGUUGGAGCUCUCUCAGAUAAAGGAAAGCUUACUUCCCCUUCAGGGACAACUGUGGCACCUUUGGUGUAAGAAGGACAAAGAGCUCUAUCAUCUGAGGGAAAAGGGGAAUCGGAGUAUUGAACAACACAAGAGUGAGAUUGAGAGAGAUAAAAGAAAAAUUAGGUCCCAACAGUUGCGAAAGGCCUUUCCUCUCAAUGACUUAAUGCGCUCUGUCCUUGAAAUCCUUCAAGAAGAUUCAGAAACACAUGUCAAACUCUACUUCUUACAAUGGCUGAGUAUAUUUUUGAACAACCUGACCACAGGACAUUUGGAAAACUUGCAUGAGAAGAAACGAUCUUUGUGGAUGAACAUACAAAAAGAAAAACAAAAGUGCAACUCCAGGAAGCUCUGGGAAAAUCAGAUAGAAGCCAUCUCCAUAGAGAUCUGCAACUGCACCUUGGGAAUCGAGCAACUUCUCAGAGAAAUUGCCCAGAUCUAUGAAGCUCUGGAAGAAAAUUUCUCUCAGAGAGAUCCCCUUUUCCUCUCCCUCCCAGAAAUUACAGCAGACCUGAUGAUAUCUGGUGUCCCCAUUGAGCUCAUGGACGGGGAUACUUCCUAUGUGCCUCUGAAGUGGGUGGAAGCUGUUUUUGACAAGGUCUCGGAGAAGCUCGGGGACAAAAGGCUGUUUGUUCUCUCUGUCCUUGGCCUGCAGAGCUCAGGGAAGUCCACCCUGCUGAACGCCCUUUUUGGCCUGCAGUUCACUGUCAGUGCUGGCAGGUGUACCAGAGGGGCCUACAUGCAGCUCCUGAAGGUGGAGGAGACCUUCACAAAGGAGCUUGGCUUUGACUUUAUGCUGGUGGUGGACACAGAAGGACUUCGCGCCCCAGAACUCAACAACAUAUCCCAGAAUUGGGACAAUGAGUUAGCAACCUUUGUCAUUGGACUUGGAAACUUGACUCUGAUCAAUAUUUUUGGGGAGAAUCCUUCAGAGAUGCAAGAUAUCCUACAAAUAGCAGUCCAAGCUUUGUUGAGGAUGAAACAAGUGAAAAUCUCCCCCAGUUGCCUCUUUGUCCAUCAGAAUGUGGGAGAGGUUACAGCUAAAGACAAAACUAUGGAAGGCCGACAGAGACUAGUGGAAAAACUAGACAAAAUGACCGCCUUAGCUGCUGAACAGGAGGAGUGCACAGAUGUAACCUGCUUCAGCGAUGUCAUUAAGUUUGAUGUCAAUACUCAGGUCCACUACUUUGCUCACCUCUGGGAUGGCAAUCCCCCAAUGGCACCUCCCAAUCCUCGUUACAGCCACAAUGUCCAGGAACUGAAAAGCAAAAUUCUUUUGACUGCCCAACAGAUGUCAAGGAGACACAUCAUGAAGAUAUCUGAUGUAAAAUUCCGUGUUAAAGACUUGUGGAGAGCACUGGUAAGUGAGAACUUUAUUUUCAACUUUAGGAACACCCAAGAAGUCAUGGCCAUGAACAAACUAGAAACUAUGUACAACCAGUGGUCCUGGAAGCUGAGGAGUUACAUGCGGGACAUGGAGACUCAACUGAACAACCAAGUCCGGAAUGGAAAAAUCCUGACGCUCACAGCAUCCAUGCUGGAAACUCCAGUUAAAGAAAAAUAUGAAACCAUCAAGGAAGAAUUGGAAAAAUUCUUUAAGGAAGACCAAGAUAGUGAAAUAUUGGUUCAAUGGAAAGCAAAUUUUGAACAUAAGCUGCUAAUCCUUAAGGAUGCCCUUAUUUCAGACACCAGAAGGAAAGUGAAUGAGCUUAUUAUUCUCAGAAAAGGCCAAGAAAAGCUGGAUAACCAAAAGGCACAUUAUGAAAAUGAAUUAUUACAGAAGAGCCAAAAGUUAGCUUUAAGUGUAAAGGGUAAAGAAUUAAGUGAUGAAAAACUAUGUGAGAAAUUCAAUAAACUUUGGACCAGUUGGGUCUAUCAGGUGUCUUCAUCUGUUCCUAAUGUCACUGAGCCUGAUAUUGAAGUGGAUUCUGAAAAUAUCCUUUUAGAGCACUUCAAAAAAGAGAAAAACAUAGCCAAAAUACUAAAAGAAAAUUCUGAAAAGAAAUUUCAGAUUAAUUUUGAUCAGCAUGUGAAAAUGAAUAAAACUCUCUGUAUUUUUCCAAACUUCUUAAAAAUACAUCAUGAAGAGUCUGUUAAGAUGAUUACAAAUUGUAUAUUUUCAAAAUUUGAAGAGAGAAUUGAGAAUAUUGUGAGGGAAAAGCGUGAUUACCAUGUAAAUGAUUUCCAUGAAAUCCUGAGGAUAAUUGAAUUGGAGGUAAAAUCUGCUUCCUCUGAAGAAUUCACAUUUACAAGCAAAUACCGUAUUGAUCUAUCUUUGUGUUUAUUCAAAAGAGCAUCAAAGAGCUUUAAGAAAAUGCACAGAGCAUUCAAGACAGUAAAUGAUCCUGUGAACUAUCUGGAAAGCAAGAAAGAUGAUUUCUUCAUGAGCUUCAAGAUCUCCUGCCAAGGUGCCACCUCUGUCACAUCAUUUGUUGAUUUUCUGUGGAAUAAGCUCCUUCCUGCUAUCUCUGCUACCAUAAAGGGGAAAAUGAUCAUUAGAAUAGCUGGGGACAUGCGAGCUACCUGUCCUGCAUUCAAUGGAAACAGGGCUAACCUGGAGAAACACAUUCUCAUUUCUCUGGCAGAGAAAGAAAGUUUUGAUAGUUAUUGGCAUUAUAUCCAUCAUCCAGAAUCCUUUUUUAAGAACUACAUUGGAGAGCUCAUUAGAAGAUACUGUUCAGAGGAUGGAAGUAAAAAAGUAAACACUGUUUUAAAAAUGAGUCUAGAUGACAUCAGGCACGCCGUCCUCUCUGCCAUUCACGAGUCCACGGCAACAGCUAAAGAUGACAGCAGCACUGCAUCCCGGUGGCUGGAUUUGUUCUGUGACAACCUGGGCGACAACUUGGUUUUUCCACGAAGAGAUCUGGUAAGCGUUGAACACCAGGAGAUAACAGACAUCAUGUUUCUUAAAGAAGCCAUGAGUGCAGCUUUGGACCCUGCCAUGAAGAAAGUAGAAGAGAAUUGCUCAAAAAUGCCCAUAGAAGAAAUGGUUCCUGAAAUUGAGAAGAUCCUAUCUGAACAUCUCUGUGGCUGCUGGAAACAAUGUCCCAUGUGCAAAGCAAUUUGCACAAACACAAUUCCUAUACAUGAUGGAGACCACAGUGUUCCAUUCCACCGUCCCCAGGCUAUUGUUGGAUGGAAAUGGAUUAAUACACAUGACUUUGUUAUUGAGUGCUGUUCUACUUGUGUAGCAAGUGAUUGGUAUUUUAUUUUGUGUGAUGGCAGGAAAUUCCCCUAUAAGAACUACAGACAGGCAGGAGGGGAUUACGCCACAUGGAGCAUCACCCCUGAUUCAUCCCCCCAGCCAUACUGGAAAUGGUUUGUCUGCCACUUCAGAUCACAGCUGGAAGAAAGAUACAAGAAUACAUUUACAAAUAGAGGUGCAAUCCCAGAUGCAUGGGCCAGAAUCACAAAGCAACAUGUGAUUGAUAGCUUGAAAAAAUAAUUAUUACUAAGCAACCCCAGAAUCUGAACAAAAGCUUACAGUUCUUAACAAUUCUUAAAAUUCACUCUUCUUAAAACUAGAACCUGGAGCUGGAGAGAUGGCUUAGUGAUUAAGUGCUUGCCUAUGAAGCCUAAGGACCUGGUUCAAGGCUCAGA
Molecule: messenger RNA, 7738 nt
Organism: Jaculus jaculus (lesser Egyptian jerboa)
Lineage: Eukaryota; Metazoa; Chordata; Mammalia; Rodentia; Dipodidae
Product: interferon-induced very large GTPase 1-like
Exons: 3
Coding region: 309-7583 (2424 amino acids)
Molecular function (GO): GTP binding
Source: RefSeq, a predicted model, not a curated record